AUUAAAUUAAAGACUCACAUGUCUCAGAUGCAUGUAUUUAUCUUAAUUAAAUUAACCCCCGGCCCCUCCCACACCUCUAUAUAUAUACUCUCAAUACUUCCAUCGUCUCAUCGGAUCAAAGCAUACACAAAACCAUGGUAGAAACGAAAGUCACAACGAUGGUGAUUAAGGUGGUUGACCUUGGAUGCGAAAAAUGCCACAAGAAAAUCAAGAGAGUACUGUGCGCUAUCCCUCAAAUCCAGAACCAGACAUAUGACAAGAAGGAAAACACAGUGACAAUCACUGUGGUGGGUUGCUGUCCUGAAAAGAUCAAGAAAAAAAUAUACUGCAAAGGAGGUCCAACUGUCAAGUGCGUUGAGAUUCCACCUCCACCUCCGCCUUCGAAGGAAAAACCAAAACCAGAAACAAAAAAAGAAGAAAAAACAGAAACAAAACCAGGAAAAGAAGAAAAAAAACCAGAACCAAAACCAUGCACAUGUUGUGAAAAAUGCCGCCGAGGCCCAUGUUGUCAUCACUUCUGUAUGGUAACACCUCCUGCAUAUUGUUAUGUACCUUGUAGAUGGUCAGAGUGUGAUGUAUGGGGAGAUGGUUGUUGUAGUUGCCGAAGUAGGGGUUACUAUGUGUGUAGAAGUGCAUAUGUCUGUGAAGAGUACUAUCCCUCGGCGCCAUGCACAAUCAUGUAAAGGGAAAUUAAGUUCGGAAGACCGAUGGUUUGAGUCAACGUCCAGCAUCAACCGUUGGAUUCAAACCCAGUGGUCAUGAUGGACCUUAGUACUGUUGUUGUAUUUAUAUCAUCUGUUUUGUGAUGCUGCUGUUGUUUUGACCUCUUUCAUCUAGAUGAUGCACGACUUCAUUUGUUACAUGUUUGGUCAGCAAAUAUGGGAGGCUUUACUACCCACUCUUUGUUUUC
Molecule: messenger RNA, 910 nt
Organism: Populus nigra (black poplar)
Lineage: Eukaryota; Viridiplantae; Streptophyta; Magnoliopsida; Malpighiales; Salicaceae
Product: protein PYRICULARIA ORYZAE RESISTANCE 21-like
Exons: 3
Coding region: 135-683 (182 amino acids)
Molecular function (GO): metal ion binding
Source: RefSeq, a predicted model, not a curated record